Molecule: messenger RNA, 11559 nt
Organism: Hypanus sabinus (Atlantic stingray)
Lineage: Eukaryota; Metazoa; Chordata; Chondrichthyes; Myliobatiformes; Dasyatidae
Exons: 3
Coding region: 8228-10012 (594 amino acids)
Biological process (GO): DNA integration
Molecular function (GO): nucleic acid binding
Source: RefSeq, a predicted model, not a curated record
CCCACACACAGGUGAGUGUAAAAAAGCUCAAUGACACAUCAUCAACAAAGGCAGUCCAAGUGCUGACACAGGCAGCCGCAAAGCACGAAGCCCAAAAGAACCGAAUUAAAGAAAAUAAAGACUAACCCCUAGUGCGCAGAGAAAGAGAAGAAAAACACAAAUCAUGCUCCGGGUCUAGAAAAUGCUGCCCAGCGAUACCCUUUCGGCCUAAAUUUUGCUGCUGAAGGAGCUGUUCUUGACCUCUCCAAAUCGGCUUAGUGCUCAGAGUGAUCCACCCUCGCAGCUGGGUUAGUUUGAUGGGCAUCAGAACUCCAUUGCCUCAGCUUCCUCUCCAAAUCAUCCACUCCAACUCCAAGUGCAUGGAUUUUGCAGUGCUCCAGCACAGCACAUCUCUCAAACUUCCGUGAACUUCGCUCAGUAGUAUUUUCUUCAAAAAUACUGAUAAUUAUUCCAAACUAUAUGUAUGUCCCAUUCAUUCAGCAUUUGUAUAAUGAUUACAAUUGACAAAUAAAAUGUCCUCAUUGGCUAAGGAAAGUGGAAGUUAGGAGUUUGGUUCCAAGACAAAAUUGAAAUGGGGUGUGAAGGGAAUUAUUGCUUGUAAAUCAAAUGUAUGUAGUGAAAAAUAAAUGUACAAGUUACACCAAAAUCAAAUUUUGCUUUUGACCAUAGCCAUCCAUUGGUAAGUAAUUUUCUUUUCAAAGAGUUUCAUAAAAAUGUUCAUAACACAAUGAAUUAGAAACCUAAAUUGUGGACAGAAGUCAAUCUGGGACAACCAGAAUUUUGCUGCUUCAUGGCUUACAAUGAAAAUGCACCAGAAAGGGUCAAUGAGACAAAAUAUUCAGCAGGAUAUUCUUUUAAAUAUCCUGCGUGAUCUGUUUUAGAAUAGAUUUUGGUCAAAUUGGGGAACAAACCUGGUCAGGUAUCAUAUCUGUCAGAGGGAGAGCAUGGAAUUAUUGCUUGUAAAUCAAAUGUAUGUAGUGAAAAAUAAAUGUACAAGUUACACCAAAAUCAAAUUUUGCUUUUGACCAUAGCCAUCCAUUGGUAAGUAAUUUUCUUUUCAAAGAGUUUCAUAAAAAUGUUCAUAACACAAUGAAUUAGAAACCUAAAUUGUGGACAGAAGUCAAUCUGGGACAACCAGAAUUUUGCUGCUUCAUGGCUUACAAUGAAAAUGCACCAGAAAGGGUCAAUGAGACAAAAUAUUCAGCAGGAUAUUCUUUUAAAUAUCCUGCGUGAUCUGUUUUAGAAUAGAUUUUGGUCAAAUUGGGGAACAAACCUGGUCAGGUAUCAUAUCUGUCAGAGGGAGAGCAUGGAAUUAUUGCUUGUAAAUCAAAUGUAUGUAGUGAAAAAUAAAUGUACAAGUUACACCAAAAUCAAAUUUUGCUUUUGACCAUAGCCAUCCAUUGGUAAGUAAUUUUCUUUUCAAAGAGUUUCAUAAAAAUGUUCAUAACACAAUGAAUUAGAAACCUAAAUUGUGGACAGAAGUCAAUCUGGGACAACCAGAAUUUUGCUGCUUCAUGGCUUACAAUGAAAAUGCACCAGAAAGGGUCAAUGAGACAAAAUAUUCAGCAGGAUAUUCUUUUAAAUAUCCUGCGUGAUCUGUUUUAGAAUAGAUUUUGGUCAAAUUGGGGAACAAACCUGGUCAGGUAUCAUAUCUGUCAGAGGGAGAGCAUGGAAUUAUUGCUUGUAAAUCAAAUGUAUGUAGUGAAAAAUAAAUGUACAAGUUACACCAAAAUCAAAUUUUGCUUUUGACCAUAGCCAUCCAUUGGAAAGAAAUGGCAGCGUGGAGGCCUGCAGGAGUCUGAUAGGUCAGUUGGUUGUGUGGUGUUGCAACAAACAGCCGUGCAUUCGAUGUCAACAAAACCAAAUAACUGAUGGUGGACUUCUGGAAGGCAAAGUCAGAAUAACAUGCACCAAUCCUCAAUGAGGGAUCAGCAGUAGAAAACCUGAACAGCUUAAUGUCCUGGGUAUCAUUAUCUCAGAGAAACUGCCCUGGAUCAAAAAGAAGACAUGCCAGCAUCUUUACAUCAUUGGAUUUGGAGGAGAUUUGGUAUGUUCGCAAAGACUUUUGCAAAGUUCUAUAGAUGUAUGGUGGAGAGCAUUUUCAUUGCCUACAUUACAGCCUGGAAUAGAAGCUCUCUUCCACAGGAUUGCAAGAGGUUGCAAAGGAAUACAGACUCAACCAGUCUAUCAUGGGCACAACCCUUGUCACUACCAAGGAUAUCUUCAGGAGGCAGCGUCUCAAGAAGACAACAUCCAUCAUUAAGAAUCCUCACCAUCCAGGACAUGCUCUUUUCUCAUUACUACCCAUCAGGGAGGAGGUUCAGGAGCUUGAGGACUCACAUUCAGUGAUUUGGAGACAGCUUCUUCCCUUCCACCAUCAAAUUUCUGAACAAUCCAUGAACCCAUCAACACUACCUCAUUACUCCCUCUUUUUGUAAUGUGUCAUAGUUUUAUGUCUUUGCACAGUAACACAGUGUGGUGCAUGGCCAAGUGGUUAAGGUGUUGGACUAGUGAUCUGAAAGUCGUGAGUUUGAGCCCCAGCCGAGGCAGCAUGUUGUGUCAUUGAGCAAGGCACCUUUCCACACAUUGCUCCAGUCCGCCCAGCUGAAAAUGGGUACUGGCAAAAUGCUGGAGGUUAACCUUGCAAUCGACUGGCAUCCUCUCCGGGGAAAAGUCUCGUACUCUCAGUCACUUCACGUCACGGAAACCGGCAUAAGCACUGGCUUGAUGAGCCUAUAAGGCUCGGGACAGACUUUACCUAACUUUUUAGCAGUAACACAGCCACAAAAUAACAAAUUUCAUAUCAUAUAAGACAGUGAUAAUGGACCUGACUCUGGUUCUGUAUCAAAAGCAACUCAUGAUAGGAAGGACCUGAUCAAAGCUCUUGAUUGGCAUUCUAUCAGUCUGAAAACGGUUGCAAAAUCUGAGCUGAAUCAAUGUUCAGCUAGUACUUCUGGAACAAAGUAUCUUUUUGUAUUCUAACAACCAGACAGGAGUUACUUAGUUCCACAUGAGAGGUAAAGAAGAAAUGGGCAUAGAUAUUUGAUUCUGGCUAGAGUGUGAAGAUACUUUAUUGAUCUCAAAGGAAAUAACAGUGUCACAGUAAUGUUACAAGUGCACAGAUACACAAAUAUUAUAAGAUAAGUAAGAAAGAAUAAAAAAUAAGUUACUUCAUAUAGUCUAACAGGAGGGGGUCAUCACUUCCCGGCUGUAGUUGACUCAUUACAGAAUUGAAAAGCAAAGAUGAUGAAAUCUGCAGAUUCUGGAAAUUCAAGCAAAACACACAAAAUGCUGGUGGAACGCAGCAGACCAGGCAGCAUCUAUAGGAAGAAGCACUGUCGAAGUUUCAGUUCUGACAAAGGGUCUCGGCCCGAAACAUCGACAGUGCUUCUUCCUAUAGACGCUGCCUGGCCUGCUGUGUUCCACCAGCAUUUUGUGUCAUUACAGAAUUGAAUGGCCAAGGUUAAGAAUGACCUCGUAUAGUGCUGUUUGGAGCAGUGCAGUUGUCUUAGUCUAAUCCUGAAAGUGCUCCUCUGUUCAGCCAAGGUGGCAUGCAGAGGGUGAGAAACAUUGUCCAGAAUUGCCAGGAUUUUCCAUUGGGUCCUUUGCUCUACCACAGUCUCCAGCGUGUUCAGUUUGACUCCUAGGCAGAGCCAGCCUUUCUAAUCAGUUUAUUGAGCCUGUUGGCAUCACCCAUGUUGAUGCCAUUGCCCCAGCACACCACUGCAUAGAAGGUUGUACUGGCAACAACAGACUGGUAGGAUAUGUGAAGGAAAUGCUUGCAACUCCAAAGUACCCCAAGUCUCCGCAGGAAGUAGAGGUGGCCCAGGCCCUUCUUAUAUGCAGCCUCUGUGUUGGUGCUCCACUCAAGUCUGUCAACCAGGUGCACCUCCGACUACUUGUAAGUCCUCACCACAUCCACAUCCUCAUCAUCAAUAGUAACGAGAAGCAGUGCAGGUUUAGUCUUCUUAAAGUCCAUCACCAUCUUCUUUGUCUUACUAAUGUUGGGCUGCAGAUGAUUCAGCUUGGAACAUUUGACAAAGUCCUCCACCAGAACCCUGUAUUCAUCCUCCUGUCCUUCUAUUAUACACCCAACUAUUGCCGAGUCAUCAGAGAAUUUCUGCAGAUGACAUGACUCAGUGUUGCAUCUAAAGUCCAAGGCCUACAGGGUAAACAGGAAGGGAACCAAUACAGUCCCCUGUGGGGUCCCAGUGCUGCUUAUAGACAUGUCUGACACACAGCUCUGAAACUGCACAAACUAUAGUCUGCCAGUUAGGUUGGCCAUUAUCGAGAAUACAAUGGGAGUACCAAUUUGCAUUGAUCAUUAUUUUUUUUUCAGGAUUUCACUGUUCUUAGCUUUCCCAGGGAUAAGGUCAUGGGGAUGGCAGAAUCACAUGGAAGUAGUAUUAUUGAGCUGAUGCAGAGGACCCUGUAAAAUAGUUCCUCCUGCAAACACUGACCGAGGGUGAGAAUGCUGUAUCUAGUCAGCUGGAGCUUAAUGUUGCAGGGAAGGUGAUUGAUGAAUUAACCAAAGAGGGCUGAACCAAGAAUACUAUUUGGAGCUUCUGCUGCAGUGAUGCCCUAAGGGAUUGGUUAUCCAGUGUGCUUGUGUGUGAGAUGGCACAUUACAAUUUAUUUUCCAAGAUUUAUUAUUGAAUUGUGCAUUAUAUUUUCCCAUUAAAACCAAAUGUUUUGUUUAUUAUGUAAGACUGGUUGAAUCAAGUAUGAUGAGUUAAUAGGGAAAAUAAUGAUGAGACUGACAUUGCAGAGUUUUGCUUUGCCCUCUGAAGUAAGGUCAGUCUCUUCUAAAAUCAAUGCACUGAAUCAUCAGUUGCAGCAUAAGCAGGUGUUAUGGAAAAAACUGCUUUAAUACAUACAUAAUUUGUAUGCAUGGUUACAAUACAGGUUGCAUAAGGUUGAUUAAAUGAAUUUAAAACCACUGUCAAGACUUUAAAUACAUAUAAUGAAUGCAGCGAGUCUUUAUAGACUAAGGAUUACAGUAGCUAUGGUGGUUGUGAAAACAUUGAAAUCAACACAACAGCUUCAGACAACGAAAUCAUAACAUCAAAGCUUCUCAGAUCUAGACCUUGCAACAAGGAAAUGUAUAAAUGGUGAGAGAAUACUGAAGAUUAACAACAAAGAAAUUAGUCAAAAUAAAUUCUUCUAAAGCUUUUACUUCUACUUCUAGAUUCUCUGACACCAAUUAUAUUGUAAAUUUUACGCAUUAUUCAUUGAUUUUUCAAAAUUGUAUUAACACUAACAUUAGGUGUACAAGAUAUUAAGAGGAAUAGAUAGAGUGGACAGCCAGCACCUCUUCCCCAGGGCACCACUGCUCAAUACAAGAGGCCAUGGCUUUAAGGUAAGAGGAGGGAAGUUCAAGGGGAAUAUUAGAGGAAGGUUUUUUACUCAGAGAGUGGUUGGUGCACUGCCUAAGUUAGUGGUGGAGGCAGAUACACUAGUGAAAUUUAAGAGACUACUAGACAGGUAUAUAGAGGAAUUUAAGGUGGGGGUUAUAUGGGAGGCAGGGUUUGAGGGUCGGUACAACAUUGCCGAAGGGCCUGUAAUGUGCUGUACUAUUCUAUGUUCUAUUAAUUAAACCUACAUAUUAUCACAAAUAAGUAAAAAUAAGGUAAUUUGUUAUUAUUGCUUUUGUUGUUCUCCUGUUCCCUUCCCCCUCUACUUCCUUUGCAGAUCUCUUUAUUCAUUUGAUGGUACAGUAAAUCCCACCAAUAUGUGAUGGAACAUGUACAACUGAUAUCCAUUUUGUUUAAUCUCUAACUGUUUAAUGAAUCAGUAUAAGUUUUUUUCAGGUGCUAUUAUAAAUGCAUUGAACUGUUGUGCUUUUAGUUUUUCAUUAAAUGUUUGUAGCUCCUUGAUAAUUGAGGAGAUCAUCUGUGUCCAGUAUCAAAGGGUACAGGGUCAGAUUUAGAUAAGGAAAAUAAAUCCAGUUGCCAAAUCUCUAUUAUCCACUUUGCAAUUUGACAGUCAAAAUUGUACUUUAGAUGCCCCUGCAGCCAAUAUCAUUGAAGCCCAUAGAGAAACAUGUUCCCCAUUAAUGGAAAAUAAGUUAACAUACCAAUAGAUGAAUAACAUAUUUUCAGCUAUUAUUCCAAAUAAAUGUUAGCAUAUUAAUUUCACUGCACUCUCUAAACAUUAUUUGCAGAGGGUCACUCUGCAAAGUGCCUGUAUUUUCCCUAUUGAUGUUGCUAAACACACCAAAUAUAAAAUUCUGUUUAUAUUGUCUUUCAGAUUUAUAUCAUUUGUUAUCUCAGGGGGCAUGUGGUAAUAAAGGGAAAAUAAAUUUGCUUGUGAUAGGGAUCUGAAGUGUUUUGAAAGACAAGCAUUAUCAGUUACUUCAGCUUGCUGCUAGCUCUCACUUUUAUUGCCGGGGUAGCAUCUAUUAUAUAUGCAGGUUAGAAAUCUUCUAUUGCACAGGCAUUGGGUUCACGGGAAUACUGUUUAUGUGUGAAAAAGCUGUUCUACUACUGAUGCCAAGUCUGAAAGUGAUAGCAUUUACAAAAUGACAAAUUAAAUAUUAAAUAUUUGGGAUUUUAUAUUCAUUUGCUAAGUACUAGAACUUAUAAGCAUAACAAAUAAAAGGAGUAGACCAUUCACCCAUUGGAGUUUGCUCUGCAGUUUAAUAUAACUAUCAGUUGAUUAUGUACCUCCUUCACCUUUCCUGACCAAUCCCUUUGUCCAAAAGUCUAUCAAUCUCAAUCUUGCAUAAUAUAACUCUCUGAGAAAGAAAGCCACUCCUCACCUCUGUCCUAAAUUUCCAGUUUAUUUUAAUACUUUGCCCUUUAGUUCCACUGCCUGAGGCGUCUCUGUAGGUGCUCCAUUAAUCCCUUUUGGUUUUUUUGUGUUUCGCAACUCAUUAGACUCCAGUGAAUAGUGGCCAAUUUCGCUGAACAUUCACAUGAUCAUCCCAACCUUCCCAGACCAAAUUUGUGAUCUUCCUUGACAUGCCAUCCUUUUUUUGGUAUGGAGGCCAAAAAGUGUUCUCACCAAAGCCCUGUACAGCUCCAAAGAUACUUCCUUCCAAAUUGCUUGCUGUUCAUGCAUGCUAGCUUGCCAUAUCUCAUUAAUUAACACACCAAGAUUGCCUGGUGUACCAGCAUAUCUUACUGCAAACAUGGAACAUAUUAAGCUAUUUAGUUUGCUAAGGAAAAUAUUUUUUCUGAAUCUGAAAUCAGUGAGCCAUCUUCUUCUGAUUCUACAAUUAAAAGGAAACUCCGACCAUUCACUGAAACUGGUAAUUAUUAUUGUCACAUGUAACAAGAUAUGGUGAAAACCUGUUUUGCAUAGUGAAAUACCAAUCAUUCUAAACUGGAUCCUUGACUUCCUGACCAACUGAUAAGCAGCAAUACCUCUGCCACAUCUCGACCAUCCCAUGUUACUUCACUCCUGACAAAGGGUUUUGGCCCAAAACGUUGUUAUUACCUCCUCCCAUAGAUGCUGUCUGGCCUGCUGAGUUCUGCCAGCAUUUUGUGUUUUUUAAUACCUCUGCCAAAUUAUCUUCAACACUGGUGUUCCACAAGGCUGCAUCCUCAGCCCUACUCUACUUCCUGUACACUAAUAACUGUGUGGCCAGAUUCUUCUCUAACUCCAUCUACAAAUGUACAGAUGAUUCAUUCAGUCAGAGGUGCAGCGGCUGCUCAGGGAGGGGAUCAUUGAGCCAAGCACAAGCCCUUGGAGGGCCCAGGUAGUUGUUGUUCAAACCGGGCAGAAAAAUAGGAUGGUCAUGGACUAUAGUCAAACCAUCAAUAGGUUCACACAGCUUGACGCGUACCCCCUACCCUGCAUCACGGAUAUGGUCAACCAGAUAGCUCAGUACAAGGUGUACUCGACAAUAGAUCUGAAAUCCGCUUAUCACCAGCUCCCCAUCCACCCAGAGGACCGCCCCUACACUGCCUUCGAGGCGGGCAGCAGGCUCUAUCACUUCCUGCACGUCCCAUUCGGUGUCACAAAUGGUGUCUCUGUCUUCCAGAGGGAAAUGGACCGGAUGGUGGACCAGUACCAACUGAAGGCCACAUUUCCCUAUCUGGAUAACAUCACCAUCUGUGGUCGCGACUGGCUGGAUCACAACGCCAACCUCCAAUGAUUUUUCCAAGUGGCCGAAGCCCUGAACCUUACUUAUAAUAGGGACAAGUGUGUGUUCGGAACCACCUGACUCGCUAUCCUUGGGUAUGUCGUGGAAAACGGGGUCAUUGGCCCUGAUCCCGACCAUAUGCGCCCCCUGUUAGAACUCCCUCUUCCCACAACCCUCAAAGCCCUCAGACGGUGCCUGGGUUUUUUUUCCUAUUACGCCCAAUGGGUCCCCCAUUACGCAGACAAGGCCCGCCCCCUGGUCAAGUCUACCACUUUUCCCCUCUCUGCCGAGGCCUGCGCGGCCUUCAGCUGCAUUAAAGGGGACAUUGCCAAAGCAACGAUGCAUGCGGUGGACGAAACCAUUCCCUUCCAAGUAGAGAGUGAUGCCUCCGAUUUCGCGCUUGUUGCUACCCUCAAUCAGGCAGGCAGGCCAGUAGCAUUCUUUUCUCAUACCCUUCAAGGCUCUGAAAUUCGGCACUCCGCGGUGGAGAAAGAAGCCCAGGCCAUAGUGGAAGCUAUUAGGCACUGGAGGCACUAUCUUGCCGGCAAAAGGUUCACCUUGCUGACCGACCAGCGCUCAGUUGCGUUCAUGUUCAGCAACCAACAGCGGGGCAAAAUCAAAAAUGAUAAAAUUUUGCGGUGGAAAAUAGAACUCUCCACCUACAACUAUGAUAUCCUGUACCGGCCUGGAAGGCUCUAUGAGCCCCCUGAUGCCCUAUCCUGGGGAGCGUGUGCCAGCGCACCGCUCGACCAGCUUUAUGCCCUCCAUGCACAUCUUUGCCACCCGGGGGUCACCCGAUUUUACCAUUUCGUGAAAGCCCAGAACCUGCCAUACUCCCUUGAGGACAUCAGGACGAGGACCAGAGGCUGCCAAGUCUGCGCUGAGUGCAAACCGCACUUCUACCGCCCUGAAAAGGCGCAACUUAUCAAGGCCACCUGCCCCUUUGAACGACUGAGUGGUGACUUUAAGGGCCCCCUUCCCUCCAUCGACCGCAAUGUCUACUUUCUCAACAUUAUCGACGAGUACUUGCGGUUCCCCUUUGCCAUCCCCUGCCCCGACACCACUACCACGUCCGUCAUAAAAGCCCUGUGCCAGCUCUUCACUCUGUUCGGAUAUCCCUGCUAUAUCCACAGUGAUAGAGGGUCCUCCUUUAUGAGUGACGAGCUGUGCCAGUACCUGCUGGCUAGGGGCAUUGCUACCAGUCGGACCACGAGUUAUAAUCCCCGGGGAAAUGGACAGGUGGAGAGGGAGAAUGCCACACUGUGGAAGGCCACACUUUUAGCCCUUAAGUCAAAGGGGUUGCCGGUCUCUCGAUGGCAGGAGGUCCUCCCUGAGGUACUCCACUCUAUCCGCUCCCUGUUAUGUACGUCCACCAAUGCCACCCCUCACAAGUGCCUAUUCUCUUUUCCCAGGAAGUUUGCCACUGGGACCACCCUACCAGCUUGGCUGACGUCCCCAGGGCCAGUGCUGCUCCGGAAACAUGUGAGGAGCAAUAAAUACUCCCCGCUGGUUGAGAGGGUUCACCUUCUACAUGUGAAUCCCCAGUAUGUUUACGUGGUCUUACCUGAUGGGCGGGAGGAGACGGUCUCCGUCCGUGACCUGGCGCCCACAGGAGCAGCAGACCACUACCCCAAACACUCCACGGUAACUAUGAACCCUGUACCCAAGGUGACACCGCGCACACUGAGCCCUACACAGACUCCUCAUGACUCUCCUAUACCGGGCGUUUUGUACGCGCAUAUACCAGGCGCCUCGCACACGCAUGAGGGAUCACUGACGCCUAGUGGGCUGACACCUCCAGUCAGGCCGGAACCAGCACAACCACCGUCUCCUGUGCAAUCACCACCGGCACCUGUGCAAUCACAGCCGGUGCUACAUAGAUCACAGCGACAGAUUCGACCACCUGAUAGACUUAGCCUGUAAAUAUACUUGUAAGAAACUUCGCCCCAUGGGGACUCUUUUUUAAAACAAAGGAGGGGUGAAUGUGGUAAACUACAUAUACCUGUCUGGACACGCCUCCUGCUGACUGUUCCUGUGGCCCCUCCCACUGAUGCAAUGGGCCACAUUUCAAAUAAUAAUGUGUCAGAGUACAGAAAGAAAAAAGUGAGUUUAGUGACAUGGUAUCAUAGCAACAAUCUCUCUCUCCCCUCAGUGUCAGUAAAACAAAGGACUUGGUCAUUGACUUCAGGAAGGGGGAUGAUGCACAUGCUCUUGUUUACAUAAAAGGUGUUGAGGUCGAGAGGGUUGAGAGCUUCAAGUUCCUACGAGUUAACAUUACUAAUAGCCCGUCCUAGUCCAACCACAUUAUUGCCACAGCCAGGAAAGCUCAUUAGUGCUGAUACUUUCUCAGGAAACUAGAGAAAUUUUGCACAUCCCUUUUGCCCCUCCCAAUUUUUAUUGAUGCACCCUUGGUGGCAUCUUAUUCAGAUGCAUCACAGUUUGGUAUGGCAACUGCUGUGCCCAUGACGCUGCAGAGAGUGGUGAACACAGCUCAACACAUCACAAAACCAGCCUCCCCUACAUAGACCCUGCAUUCAUGUCUCACCACCUCAGUAAAGUAGCCACCAUAAUCAAAGACCCCACCAAUCGCAGACAUUCUGCCUUCUCCCAUCACUCAUCACGUAGAAGAUACAAAAGGCUGAAUACACAUACUAGCAAGGUUAAGGACAGCUUCUAAUUUGCUUUUGUAAGAUUACUGAGAGGUUCCCCAGUAUGAUAAGAUGGACUCUUGACAUCACAAUCUACUCAUUUUGGCCUUGCACCUUAUUGCCCACCUCCACUGCUCUUUCUCUGUAUCACUUUCAUUGUAUUUUGUUAUUGUUUCCCCUUGACCUACCUCAAUGUACUGUUGUAAUGAAACAAUUGGUAUGAAAGGUAUGCAAGGCAAAAUUUCACUGUGUUCAAUAUAUAUAACGAUAAUAAACCAACUUACCUCUUUAGUACAAAGGAAAAAGCAAUACCAGAAGGCAGAAUAUAUUGUUAUAGUGACAGCUCCAGAGAAAGCAUAGUGCACGUAAGCAAAUAUCCAGUUAUUUAUUUAUUUAGAGAUACAGCAUGGAACCGGCCCUUCUGGCUCACCAAACCACAUCACCAGCAAUCCUCUAGCCUAAUCACGGGACAAUUUACAACAACCAAUUAACCUACUUUCUAAUACAUCUUUGGACUAUGGGAAGAAACCAGAGCACCUGGAGGAAACCCUCACACACUUGGGAAGAUUGUACAAACUUUCUUACAGAGAACACCGGAAUUGAACUCCAAACUCUGAAACCCCAAGCUCAAACAGCAUUGUGCUAACUGCUACAUUACCAAUAUGAUGCAAGGGCCACGAUAACAUAGACUGUGUGAUCAAAAGUUCAUCUUUAUUAUGUUAGAAGUUUAUUCAAGACUCUUGUAACAGCAGGAUAGAAGCUGUCCUUGAACCUGGUGGUACGCAAUUUCAAGAUGUUGUUAUCUUCUGUUCAAUGAAAGGG